AUGGAGCCGGGGCUGGAGCGCUGGGCGCACGGCGCGCUGUGGGCGGCUCUGGCCGGCAGCCUGGCGCUGCGGGCGGCGCGGCGGGCGCCGGGGCCGGGCCGGGGGCUGGGGCCGCCGCUGGGCCGGGGGCUGGUGCUGCCGCUGGCGCUGCUGGCCGCGCUGCAGAGCCUGUGCCGCGCCUGGCUGCCGCUGCCCCUGGGGCUGGCCCUGGCCGCCGCCGCCGCCGGGCUGCUGCUGUGGCGGGCGGCGCCCCGCGGGCUGCUGCCGGUGGCGGGCAGAGCCGUCCUUGUCACAGGAUGUGACUCAGGCUUUGGGCAGGCAACAGCCAGGCACUUGGACAUCAUGGGCUUUCGGGUGUUUGCCAGUGUGCUGGACCUGCAGAGUCCUGGUGCCCAGGAGCUGCGCCAGAGCUGCUCAUCGAGGCUGACACUGCUGCAGAUGGACCUGACCAAGACAGAGGACAUCCAGCGCGUCCUGCAGCAUAUCCAGGCCCACACCAACAGCACAGGACUCUGGGGCCUGGUGAACAACGCUGGGUUCAAUGACACCAUCGCUGACGCUGAGCUCUCGCCGCUGGGCAAGUUCCGCACCUGCAUGGAGGUGAACUUCUUUGGCUCCCUGGAGCUCACCAAGGGGCUGCUGCCCCUGCUCCGCUCUGCUGGUGGCCGCAUUGUCACCGUGAGCAGCCCUGCAGGUGACAUGCCCUUCCCCUGCCUGGCAGCCUAUGGGGCUUCAAAGGCAGCCCUCAGCCUGGUCAUGGACACCUUCCGCAGUGAGCUCCAGCCCUGGGGCAUCAAAGUCAGCCUCAUCCUGCCUGGCUACUACAAAACAGGGACGACGUGUGACCCUGCCUUCUGGAACCUGCACAAGCAGCAGCUGUUGGCCAGCCUGCCCCAGGAGUUGCUGCAGGCCUAUGGCGAGGAGUAUGUGGAAGAGAUCAACCAGCAGUUCAUCCAGUUCAUGAAGGUGGCAGUGGAGGACCUCAGUGCGGUGGUGAACAGCAUCACAGAGGGGCUUCUGGCUGCCAACCCAGCCGUGCGCUACUACCCAGGGCAGGGCCUUGGGAUCAUGUAUUUCAUACACCGCUACCUGCCCUACUUUGUCCGAGACUUGUUCUUGAAAGGAUUCUUCAUCAACCCCAAGCUGCCCCGAGCCCUGCAGCGAGAGCACCACAAGGAUGUGAAGAAGGCCUGACCUGGGCCUGCACAGGGCCUUUCCAGGCACACCGGCCCCUGAGCGCGUGCAGAGCCAAAGGCACCGCCCUCCUGCACCGUGGGGGAACAAUCAGCACUAGACGUUAAAAACCAAAUUUCUUUCCAAAAUCAGGUAGAUCUAUUUUCUAUUGUGCAAGAAUCAACAUUUUCUAGAGACCUUGGUUUUGUAUUUUUUCUAACCAUGCACCGUCCAAGAGGCCCAUCCCUGCCUGACUCAGCAGCUCUGCACAACAGGCUGGGAUGUACCUCCUCAG
Molecule: messenger RNA, 1468 nt
Organism: Camarhynchus parvulus
Lineage: Eukaryota; Metazoa; Chordata; Aves; Passeriformes; Thraupidae
Gene: HSD11B2
Product: hydroxysteroid 11-beta dehydrogenase 2
Exons: 5
Coding region: 1-1194 (397 amino acids)
Molecular function (GO): oxidoreductase activity
Source: RefSeq, a predicted model, not a curated record